CCAAAAACAGCAACCACCUCCACUCCAAAAAUCUGAACUCAAAAACACCUGAAAAGACUGAUUUUCUUUUCUUUUUUGUUUUUGAUCUCCACAAGACGAUGUCGUUCGAGGAGGAAGAUGAAGAAUCGUUUGAGCACACGCUCCUUGUAGUGCGUGAGGUAUCCGUUUUCAAAAUCCCUCCACGUCCAACUAGCGGGGGUUACAAAUGCGGUGAAUGGUUACAAUCCGAUAAGAUCUGGACGGGUCGGGUCCGGGUCGUAUCCUGCAAAGAGCGUUGCGAGAUCCGACUCGAAGAUCCGAAUACCGGAGAGCUAUUCGCGGCGUGUUUUGUGGGGCCCGGACAGAGAGAGAGCUCGGUUGAAUCUGUUCUCGACUCGUCGAGGUACUUCGUGUUGAAGAUCGAGGAUGGGAGAGGGAAACAUGCGUUUGUAGGGUUAGGGUUUAAUGAAAGGAAUGAAGCGUUUGAUUUUAAUGUGGCGUUAUCUGAUCAUGAGAAGUAUGUGAAGAGAGAGAUUGAGAAGGAUGUUGGAGAUGGUGAGGCUGGUGAUGAUAAUCACAUUGAUAUUCAUCCUGCCGUUAAUCACCGAUUAAAGGAAGGUGAAACAAUCCGGAUAAAUGUGAAGAACAAACCAUCUAGUGGGACAGGCAUGCUUUCAGCUGUGGGAUUGGCAGCAGGAACAACUGGAGCUGUGAAAAAAACCCCAGCCCUUGCGCCUCCACCUAGUGGAGGUAACAAGAUCAGGUCUCCUCUUCCACCCCCUCCGAAUGAUCCAGCCAUUUCUCGAAAGACUUCUACUACUCCCAGUAUUGCUCUCAAGGGGUCAAAGGAAAGUGCCAGGAAUUCCACCGAUCCGCUUUCAGAUCUCUCUCAAAUCGAGAGAAGCCUUCCUUCUACCACUGGAUCUGGAUCAAGUAAAACUACAGCAGCUGGAUGGGCAGCAUUUUAAUUUUUUGUGUGUUAAAUAUGGCUUACAUGUAUGAUCGCUGUUGUAUUACCAUAGAAAGAUAGACCGGGAAUCAGAAAAUGGAAGAGAAAUAUGUCAUGGUAGUUUUUCCUCGCAUUUUGGAAGAUAACUGCGGUGGAAUAUGUUAAUGUACUCGCUCGACAUCCUAAUCGAGCUUCUGUAUUACAUGCAAUAAGGAAAAUAUCUUAUUUUACACAAAUGUCUGUCGAGCAUUCCGGAAGUAACUGAUUUAUUGCACUGAGAUGAUUUCGAAAACAUAUUCUUAUUUAUAUUUCAUGUAAUUUAACACUUCCAAGUCCUUGGUGUGAUCCAUUAAGCUUAUAUGAGUUGAGAUGCUUUUAUU
This is a messenger RNA of Lycium ferocissimum, 1308 nucleotides long. RefSeq lists its product as uncharacterized. The transcript has 4 exons. The coding region runs from base 99 to 947 and encodes 282 amino acids. Gene Ontology annotation, cellular component: membrane; clathrin vesicle coat. Gene Ontology annotation, biological process: endocytosis. NCBI's taxonomy places the organism in Eukaryota, Viridiplantae, Streptophyta, Magnoliopsida, Solanales, Solanaceae. The record is from RefSeq and is a predicted model, not a curated record.